This is a messenger RNA of Candida tropicalis MYA-3404, 807 nucleotides long. It is a transcript of the gene ARO7, whose product is annotated as chorismate mutase. Gene Ontology annotation, cellular component: cytoplasm. The record is from RefSeq and is a predicted model, not a curated record. NCBI's taxonomy places the organism in Eukaryota, Fungi, Ascomycota, Pichiomycetes, Serinales, Debaryomycetaceae. Bases 1 to 807 code for a protein of 268 amino acids. Gene Ontology annotation, molecular function: chorismate mutase activity. The transcript has a single exon. Gene Ontology annotation, biological process: chorismate metabolic process; aromatic amino acid biosynthetic process.
AUGGAUUUUAUGAAACCAGAGACGGUGCUUGAUUUGAGUAACAUCCGUCAAGCAUUGGUCAGAAUGGAAGAUACCAUUGUCUUUGAUUUAAUUGAACGUUCCCAAUUUUGGAGUUCUCCAUCUGUUUAUGAAAAAAACAAGUACCAAAUUCCUAACUUUGAUGGGACCUUCUUAGAAUGGGCAUUAUUACAAAUGGAAGUUGCUCAUUCGCAAAUCAGAAGAUAUGAAGCACCAGAUGAAACACCUUUUUUCCCAAAUGAAUUGAAAACACCAAUUUUACCUCCAAUUAAUUAUCCCCAGAUAUUGGCCAAAUAUUCAGAUGAAAUCAAUGUUAACUCUGAUAUAAUGAAGUUCUAUGUGGAAGAAAUUGUACCUCAAGUAAGUUGUAAAGAAGGUGAUCAAAAAGAAAACUUGGGGUCAGCGUCUACAUGCGAUAUUGAAUGUUUACAAGCUAUUUCCAGACGUAUUCAUUUUGGUAAGUUUGUAGCAGAGGCCAAAUACCAAAGUGAUAAACCAUUGUACAUUAAAUUAAUUUUAGAUAAGGAUGUCAAAGGAAUUGAAAACUCAAUUACCAAUAGUGCUGUUGAAGCUAAGAUUUUGGAAAGAUUGGUUGUAAAAGCAAAAGGAUACGGUGUUGAUCCUUCACUAAAGUUUGGUCAGAAUGUUCAAAGUAAAGUGAAACCAGAAAUAAUUGCCAAAUUAUAUAAAGAUUGGAUUAUUCCAUUAACCAAAAAGGUUGAAAUUGACUAUUUAUUAAGAAGAUUAGAGGAUGAGGAUCCUGAGUUAGUGGAAAAAUAUAGAGCCUAG